AUGACCCACCUGCCGAAUCCAUCUCUGCAAGUUACGGCUGACCAUCAGCUCAAGCAAGUCGAGGCACCAAUUCUAUCACCAGGACCUGGCGAGGUUCUUGUGCAUGUGAAGUGCACUGGUGUAUGUGGCUCCGAUGUACACUUCUGGAAGACCGGCGCUAUCGGAACCCUCGUCGUUGAGGGCGACUGCAUCCUAGGCCACGAAGCAGCCGGCAUCGUGCUCUCGACCGGCCCAGACGUGACGACCCUGAAGCCCGGCGACCGCGUCGCCAUCGAGCCCGGCGUCCCCUGUAACAAGUGCUUCCUCUGCAGCGAGGGACGCUACAACCUCUGCGAAAGUGUCUGCUUUGCUGGUGUCUAUCCCUACCACGGCACCCUGCAGCGCUACAAGGUCCACCCGGCCCGGUGGCUGCACAAACUGCCCGACGGCCUCUCGUACGCCGAGGGCGCCCUGCUAGAGCCCCUGUCCGUCGUGCUGCACGGGAUCCGUCUCGCUGGCUUGAGCCUCGGCAGGGGAGCCGUGGUGUGCGGUGCAGGCCCCAUUGGUCUGAUUGCGUUGGCGGCGGCCAGAGCGUCGGGUGCACACCCCAUAGUCAUCACAGACGUGGAGCCCAGGCGGCUCGAGUUUGCGCGAGAGUUCGUCCCGUCGUGCCAGACGUACCGCGUUGAUCCUGCACAGACGCCCGAGGACAAUGCGAGGGGUAUCCGGGCCCUGUUUGGCUUGAAGGGUGGUGUGGUGCCAGACCCAGACGAGUACUCGGCACCGCCCGUGGUUCUGGAGUGCACGGGUGUCGAAAGCAGCGUGUGCACGGCGGCCUACACGGCAAGACGGGGCGGCGUCGUCAUGGUGAUUGGUGUAGGCAAGUCGAUCAUGAACAAUCUGCCCUUUAUGCAUCUGAGCCUGGCCGAGAUCGACCUGCGCUUCAUCAAUCGGUAUCGAGACACGUGGCCGGCGGGGAUUGCAUGUCUGGAAAGCGGUAUCCUCCCGGACCUGAAGAAGCUGGUUACUCAUGUGUUUCCUUUGGAAGAAGCAAUCGAGGGGCUUACCCUCGCCAGUGAUCCAAGAAACGGGAGUAUCAAGGUCCAAAUUGUGGACGAGGUGGAUAUCAGUCCGUGA
Molecule: messenger RNA, 1116 nt
Organism: Pyricularia grisea
Lineage: Eukaryota; Fungi; Ascomycota; Sordariomycetes; Magnaporthales; Pyriculariaceae
Exons: 2
Coding region: 1-1116 (371 amino acids)
Biological process (GO): D-sorbitol catabolic process
Molecular function (GO): zinc ion binding; L-iditol 2-dehydrogenase (NAD+) activity
Source: RefSeq, a predicted model, not a curated record